AUCAGACGUAAAUUAAUGACGUAUAGAUUCAUUAUAGAUGCAAUGUUAUGAUUUUAUAUUUAUUUCGAUUACAAUAAUACUAAUUACAAAAGAUGGCUGAGAAAUUGAAACAAAAGGAGCGAACAAAAUCGCAAAAUUUCAAAGAGGAGAAACUGACGGACUUGGCUACCAAAAUUGACGAGACUGACGAAAUGAAAUUGAAAAUGUUGGCGGCAUUAGAAAAGCCGGAACCUGACGACCUUUUAUAUCCACCUGAAUUAAAUGCGCAUUUGCUUGAACAGCUCAAAGUGAUGACUGCGGACAACAAUGAACUCCGCAAAUGCGUAUUCCUCAAAGAUCAAAACAUAGAAGAGUUAAAGAAGACUAUAGCAGAUCUUAACCAGAGAAUCCGUGACAUAAUAUCCGGUUCAGGACCAGCGAUAUCCUCAAAGUCUGCUGGUAUUAUCAGUGCAAAGAUUACAGAACUUUGCAAACAAAAUCGUCAUUUGGUAGCUGAGAUAGAAAGCUACAAAACUAAAAACGCUGCACUAGAAAGAAAAGUUAUGCAGCUGGACAUUCUUAAUAAAGAACAUGAGAAACUUGACCUCUGUUUAUGUAAAGAUGAACCCAUAGAUGUGAAUCCUGAUGAACUUAAAGAACUGAACAGCAAACUGUCUUCAGUCAACAAAAAACUUUAUGAAAGUAAGAAUAGGAAUCUAGAACUCAAAAAUGAUAUUCUAAUGGCCACGAAAAUACUACAGCAGGAGUUAGGGGACAAGUUUACGAGUAUUAAGGAGUUGCAGAAUGAUGUGGCUGGUUGGAAAGGAAGGGCACAACAGAUUGUUUUGUUACAAGCUAAAGUUAGUGAGCUUGAGGAUAAAUUGAGUGGAAAACAGAAAGCAGAAAUGAACCCUGACGUUAAGAGGAAGGACCAGAGUCAGAUUAUUCGCGAAUUAGAACAUAGAAAACGGAAAGAAAUGGAACUUGCAUUGAAAGAUAUAGAUCUCCUUAGAGAAGAGAAUCAUGAAUUGAAGAGAAAACUUGACGGUGCAAGGUGUCGCAUUAGAAACCUUGAAUGCGACGCAACAACCAUCAGGCAAAAGAUGCAGACGUUUUCGGAGAAAAGUAGCCAUGAUGACAUGUUGAUUAAUGAGCAAAGAAAUCAAAUAAAGACCUCAGAGCUGUAUUAUCAAGAAAUUCUUAAAGAAAACACAUCAAAAAUGAAUAGGAUGAACGCUGAAAUCGGUGAAUAUCAAAAACUAAUUAAAAACACCGAUGCUAAAAUAGAUGCUCUGCGGAAACAAGCUUCAGAGAAGACUGCAAAAAUUGAAGAAUUGAGAGCUCAACUAUUGCGGUACGAAGAAUGCUCUUUACAAAGCAUAUUCUUCACUCCGAUGAAAACCGCAACAGACAAUGAGAUAAAGAAGCUAUCAGAACUUGUUGUAAUACUAAACUCGAGAAUAGACAACGAAAGACACAAAUGGGAGGAACUAGAAGAGACUCAUAGGAAAAUGAAAGAAAAGAAGAGGCGCUUGGAAAGAAGACUUUAUUCCUUAGAAGAUGAGGUUAAACUGUUGAAAGAAACCAGGAAGUCAAAGUUUUCAAAGACUGUUAUGAAAGAACAUUCCGAUGGUACCAAUGGGUCCUCCACUACGAUGCAACGCAGACAGUCUUCUGUUGGUUAUGUGCCUGAGAAACCAAGUGAAACUCUAACUACUGAUUCGCAGCCAGGGGAAGAUAAUCUUGACAAAGAUGAUCUAAAAUACAAGCUGGAAUUGACUGAAGAAAAGUUAAAAAUAUUAGAGGAUAAACUAAAGAUGAUCGAAGAAGAAAAGCAAUAUGAUUACAAUCACUUAACCGAAAUGAUUCAAACAUCAAAACAAUUAUUCAAUGAAGCACUGGCAGUGCUUCAAAAGGAGAAGUGCUUGUGUUCGUAGUGCAUUUUAUAUGUUAUUUAUUUUGUUUAAUUACAUAGGUAGUGGAAAAUAAACUGUUUUAUUUCAUUUGGAAGUUAAA
Messenger RNA from Spodoptera littoralis (African cotton leafworm), 1995 nucleotides. NCBI's taxonomy places the organism in Eukaryota, Metazoa, Arthropoda, Insecta, Lepidoptera, Noctuidae. The record is from the annotation of a GenBank genome assembly.